This is a messenger RNA of Planococcus citri (citrus mealybug), 577 nucleotides long. RefSeq names its product ubiquitin-fold modifier 1. Gene Ontology annotation, biological process: protein K69-linked ufmylation. The coding region runs from base 145 to 420 and encodes 91 amino acids. Lineage: Eukaryota; Metazoa; Arthropoda; Insecta; Hemiptera; Pseudococcidae. The record is from RefSeq and is a predicted model, not a curated record. Gene Ontology annotation, cellular component: cytoplasm; nucleus. The transcript has 2 exons.
CAGUUCAAAAACCUUAUCAAUCACCAUAAAAUUAUCAGUACAAACAAAUUCAUGGAAAAAUUCGCAUAGAACGUGUCAAUCUGUUGGUAAAAUUCGCGCUACAACGUUCGCCUUUCCGUUGAAACUUGAUUAAAACACGUUACCAUGGCCGCUGUUUCAGUCAACAAAGUUACAUUCAAAAUAACUCUAACAUCAGAUCCAAAAUUACCCUUCAAAGUUCUCAACGUACCAGAAAGCGCACCUUUCACAGCCGUGCUGAAAUACGCAGCAGAGGAGUUCAAAGUUUCGCCAGCAACAUCGGCUAUAAUCACAAAUGACGGAAUUGGUAUCAAUCCCCAACAUACUGCUGGAAAUAUCUUCUUGAAACACGGCAGCGAACUCCGAUUAAUUCCCAGAGACCGAGUUGGUCAUCACUUGUGAUAUGUUUGUUACGUAAUGUUUCGAUUCUUACGACGAUUUAAGAAUAAUGUAAAGUUCCUUGUAGGAUAAAUAUCACAGAGAUGACGAUAUCACGUACUACUUCGUAGUAAUGCACCCGAUGUUGUUUCAACGCUAAAAAUAAGCAUCGUAAUUUUUU